Messenger RNA from Theobroma umbraticum, 1772 nucleotides. RefSeq names its product putative sodium/metabolite cotransporter BASS6, chloroplastic. Lineage: Eukaryota; Viridiplantae; Streptophyta; Magnoliopsida; Malvales; Malvaceae. The record is from RefSeq and is a predicted model, not a curated record. Gene Ontology annotation, cellular component: membrane.
UGUUAAAUGUUUCGUACGUCACUCCCGAGGAGAGUUUCAAGAGCAGAGGAAAGGCCUGGAAAACAUUUUCAUUGCUGAAAACAAGAAUGAGUUCAAUCACCGGUCAGUUCUUGAUCCAGCGCCCACGAUUCAAUCAUGUUUACUUGGAAAACAGUAGCUUUCAUUUACCAAAGCAAGUUCAGUUCCCAGUUUUGCCACUAAAUUCCGAUGUUCCUGUCCCUGUCGGUUCCAUUUCUCAGUUUGGGAGCUCUAGACCUUUGGUGUGUAAAUGUGCAUCAGAGAAACUUUCAGGUUCUUUUGAAAGGGAUCCGGGUCAGGAAUAUGGACUCGAAUCAAAUCAGAGGGUUAAACAGAGGAAGGCUUCUAUAGUGGAGAUUUUGAAGCAAUCCAAUUCCAUUCUGCCUCAUGUUGUCCUUGCUAGUACAAUUUUGGCUCUUGUCUAUCCGCCUUCUUUCACAUGGUUUACCAGCAGGUAUUAUGCCCCUGCAUUAGGGUUUCUGAUGUUUGCAGUGGGGGUUAAUUCCAGCGAGAAGAAUUUCAUUGAAGCAUUCAAAAGACCAGAUGCUAUUUUUGCUGGUUAUGUUGGCCAAUUUCUCAUGAAGCCUCUACUUGGAUAUAUUUUUGGAAUGAUUGCCGUGACAGUGUUUCGUCUUCCUACUCCCUUAGGUGCAGGGAUUAUGUUGGUAUCCUGUGUCAGUGGUGCCCAGCUCUCAAAUUAUGCUACCUUUCUGACAGAUCCACCACUGGCUCCCUUAAGUAUCGUUAUGACAUCAUUAUCUACUGCUACUGCAGUUUUUGUUACACCAAUGUUGUCUCUCCUGCUUAUUGGAAAAAGACUGCCAGUUGAUGUCAUGGGAAUGGUCUCUAGCAUUCUGCAGAUUGUUAUUGCACCUAUUGCAGCAGGGUUGCUUCUGAAUCGUUUGUUCCCUCAUCUUUGUGCAGCCAUCAGGCCUUUUUUGCCUCCGCUUUCUGUACUUGAUACAGCUUUCUGUGUUGGAGCGCCACUUGCUAUUAACAUUAAUUCGGUUUUGUCCCCUUUUGGUUUAACUGUUUCAUUGCUCAUUGUUGCAUUCCAUUUAUCGGCAUUUAUUGCUGGUUAUUUCCUUAGUGGUUUUGUUUUUCAUAAGGCACCUGAUGUGAAAGCAUUGCAAAGAACUCUAUCCUUUGAGACAGGAAUGCAAAGCAGUCUUCUGGCACUUGCACUUGCUAAUAGGUUCUUCCAAGAUCCACUUGUGGGUGUGCCUCCAGCUAUCUCUCUUGAACAAUCUGAAGAAGGAAUAUUUGCUCACCAGGGUGGUUCCUUAAGUGAAUGGAUUCGUUAUUCAUAAUGACAGUAAUCAUGUCUCUGAUGGGCUUCUCUCUGGUCAUGCUUUGGGCAAAGAAAAAGGAAUAACCGGACAAUGAAGAGUUCAUUGAAUUGGCGAGUUUGUCGAUUCUUUAUACGAUGCAUGAUAUUUGCUGCGAAACAGAGUUGAAAAAUGGUAUCAUUGUAGGACAGAGGGAGUGCACCCUCAGAACAUCUCCUGAGAAUAGAAUGGAAAUCUCUUGUACUUUAGUGUAGGGUUCAUUCAUGACUAACCGGGAAGUAGAAUUUUUCUUUCUUUUCGUUAAUAUUGCUGAAUCAAGUUUUUACUAUUAGGUGAUUUGGAGUACCAUGCUCCUUGCUUAGGUCAAUGUAAAAUGUAAGCAACAUGGUUCUCCAUAGCAGGUUACAUAAAUGGAAGCCACUUGAAGAAAAAGUGGGUUAUGCUUUGGAUGCUUUCCUUGCCCAA